AUAUUUAUUUAUAACCUUUUUCCUUCUUCGCACAUGUGUCAAAGUGUCAACACAGUCUUCUCUCUGUCAACAUACACGUUUAUAGUUUACUUAAUUUGUAAACAAAAAUGAAUAGAAAUUUAAAUGACGUUCUUCUUAUUAUUGAGAGUAUCAGAUUGAUUGAAAAUGAGGAGUUUUCUGCAGCUGCACAAAUAAUUUUGGAAGGCAGAAACAACUUGCUAAGAAUUCGUAAUGUGAUAAGUGAUGAUACAUUCAAUACUCUAAAUAAUAGUUGCGAUAAUUUAAAACAAAUAUGUGAUAACUGCAAUCAAAAUAUCAAUAACAGCAGCAGAUCUUAUGUUGCGCCAAGAUUAAAUAAUUUAGGUAGAGGAAGAUCCAAAGUCCAUAUAACUAGAGAACAGUUAGAAUUUUUAAUACAAGAAAAUUAUACUGCAAAAGAAAUGGCUAAGCAUUUCGGUUGUUCUACAAAGCUAGUAUAUAAAAAAUGUUAUUCAUUCGGUAUUAAAAUACGAAAUAAGUAUUAUAAUGGUAGUGACGCAGAAUUGAAUCGGGAGAUUUCGGAUUUACAUGCUCAAUAUCCUAAUAGCGGGAGUAAUAUGAUAACAGCUUACUUAAAAGUUAAAGGAAAAAUAAUUCAAAGGCAAAGGGUUAGAAGGAUAUUAGCCGAAAUUGAUCCUAUUGGUACUGCUUGUAGAUGGAGUAAUGCGAUACAUCGCAGAACAUAUAAAGUGCCAACACCCAAUUCUUUAAGGCAUAUUGAUGCGAAUUUAAAGCUGAUACGAUGGCGAUUUGCUAUUCAUGGAUGUAUAGACGGAUAUUCACGAUUAAUUAUAUACUUAAAGUGCACUACUUCAAUGACAGCCAGCACAGUAAUUCCAUUUUUUGCUACCGGCGCAGUACAAUAUGGCUUACCAUCCAGAGUAAGAUCAGAUUUUGGAUAUGAAAACUUAUUUGUUGCAAUGGUUAUGAAUGCUAUUCAUGGACUAAACAGAGGAAGUCAUUUGACGGGUCGUUCGGUGCAUAAUCGUAAAACGUAUAGAGAGAUUAUGGGUAGACGUAUAUAAAGAAGUGGGCGAUUUUUUUCAUAAUGAAUUUACUAUGUUAGAAGAAGAUAGAUUAUUAGAUAUUAAUAACGAAAAACAUAUAU
This is a messenger RNA of Nylanderia fulva, 1147 nucleotides long. The record is from RefSeq and is a predicted model, not a curated record. Lineage: Eukaryota; Metazoa; Arthropoda; Insecta; Hymenoptera; Formicidae.